CUCCUCGGACUAUCUCUUUCCUUUUUGCCAGUUGAUUCCACGCACAAAGACCGUCACCUUAUUACUCCGCAGUAAAGCCUGAAAUCAAUGGCUGAUACAGUCGAAGGCGCCCCUGCUUCUUGCUCCGCAGGUGCAUCGACAGCAAAUCCGGGGCAAAGGUCUCGGAACCAAGCAGCUUGUGAUGUCUGCAGAGCAAGGAAAAUCCGGUGCACGUAUGAUCCCAACUGCCAACGAUGUCAAGGCUGCGAGUUUUUAAAUGUGGACUGUACUCAUGAACGGCCAAGAAGGAAGCGUGGUCCUCCAAACAAACAUGCACAAAAAGCUCAAAGGCAAGUUGCAGGGACCCCAGGAAUCCCUUCUCCAAACAACGUUUCCAUCUCACCAGGCGGAAGCAAUGAUGCUCGCCAAUCAACAACACCACUUCAAAGUCCCCAGUUCCUGGGCCUUGUGAGCCGUUCCGCGACUUGCACCUGCUCUGGACUCAGUAGCAAAUGGCUUUCCGCGUUUGCCCCGGAGCCGAUCAUCAUGCGCCUGCUUGGGGACUGGUUCAAUGUGAUCCACCCUUUAGCUCCGAUCUUACUCCGGCGCCGGUUCCUCCAACGCCUCCAGCAAGGGGUAGCUGACGUUGACGCCGAGUUCUGCGGGCUUGUCAUCAGUGUAUGCGCAGCGACCAAGGCCACACUACCGCGGGGUGACUAUGGGCCAGUGACUGUAGAUUAUUGCGUCGACUUCCUUGAUGCUCACGGACUACUCAAAAGUCAAUUUACCCGAGACUCUUUUAGCAUGGACAGAUGCAUCGCCUUAUACAAUAUCGGGACAGCGAUGAGCGCCACCACAAAAUCGGGGUUGAGCAGUAUGCGCGCCUAUCACGCCUUGAGCGAGGCAGCUGCAGGGGCCAGGUACCUGGCGUAUUAUCGGAUACAUGAGCAUGAUGAGGCUGAACAACAGCUCCUGAGGAGACUCAUAUGGCUAUUAUUUGCUAGCGCAUGUAGUGCGGACAUUUUCGGAAGACUACCCAUCAGCCUACUUAGUCAAGAUCGCAUCGAGAACUUUCCAAGGCCUCUCCCUCUUUCUGACAAUCAGAUGGAGCCUGGAGCCCCAGACAGCUGUCACGAGCCACCUUGGCAUGGAGAUGACACGACCUAUGUCCCAGGACUUAACUCAUUGAGCGACCUAUUCCUCAUCUGGCAAGAGGUGCAGCAAGUUCCCGACGGUACGGAACCACAGACUAUAAUUACGAGAUAUCUUGGAAAGAUCCAACGAGUGUUGGAUAAUCUCCCGCCCGAGCUGCGGUGGCGUGGCGGUCUGUCACGUCCCGCACAUGUCACAGAGGGACACGACGUCCAAAUCGCCAAUUUAUUUGUGACAAGCCUCAACAUCCGCUCCAACAUUCUUCAGAAAUUUGGGCCAACGGACAAAAGCGCACUAGAACAUCAGAAAAUCGUAGACGACCUGUUAGAAAUCCUGUACCAUCUUCCCCGGGCUGUCUUUGAUGCAAACGGCAGCAGCCUUGUCCCCAAGAUUCGGGACAUUGGAGCCGCGUACCUUGAACAGACUCAAUUGGGGGAUGGCGUGGGUGAAGUGGAGAUAGGGGAUGCGAGAAUUAAACUCGAGCGAUUACUUCGGAAGCUAGAUGAUCUAGACUGUUGGCAGGGAAUUGGGGUGCUCGACACUCCGCCCUUGAGGGUAGAAACGUGACCCGAAUAAACAGACAUCAGAUCAUUAUUACCCAAGUCGGAACUGCAGAAUGGGGGAGCCUUGGUCAACACUACCCAAACUUCGGAGACCUUUGCCCCGCAACCGGGAGUGCUAC
Molecule: messenger RNA, 1813 nt
Organism: Fusarium odoratissimum NRRL 54006
Lineage: Eukaryota; Fungi; Ascomycota; Sordariomycetes; Hypocreales; Nectriaceae
Exons: 4
Coding region: 88-1698 (536 amino acids)
Biological process (GO): regulation of DNA-templated transcription
Cellular component (GO): nucleus
Molecular function (GO): zinc ion binding; DNA-binding transcription factor activity, RNA polymerase II-specific
Source: RefSeq, a predicted model, not a curated record